UGUCGUUUCUUUUCGGUCACAAUAUGGCCGUCUUGGAAUUAACUAGCAAAUUCACAUAAAAUUUUUAAAGUUAAAAAAGUGAAUUUAAUUGGAAAAGAAAUUAAAUUAAUUUUUGAAUAUACAUUAGUACAAUGUGCGAUAUUCGAAAAUAAUUACUUUUGGGUACAAGCAUAAAAAUAAUUAUUUUAAAUGAAAAAAAUUGAAUUUAGCGGGUUAUAAAGCACCACCUGGAAAGAGACAUCGACAACAGAUGCAAUGGAUAUUUUUAGUUAUAAAUGUUUGGAAGCUUGUGAUAAGAUGGAGCUAAUAUUUUAGAGAUAGGAAAAGGUUAAUAUUUAAGCUAAUAUGGUUGAGCAGGGAAAUAAACAGGUUAGAGUAGACAACUGGGGAACCUUUUUCCUUCAGCGUCUUCAAGUGUUUUUCGCCAAAACAGAUUACUGCGAUUUAACUUUGCAGUUUAAUGGAAAUGUCCAAUUGAAAGUUCACAGAUUGGUUAUGAAUGCCUGUACGGAAUAUUUUAGAUUUCUAGAGGAAACUUGUCCUGCAAUGGAAGAUAACACUAUAAUAAUGCCCCAUGAUCUUCAAUCUGAUGUUAUAGUUCCGAUAGUAAAUUUUAUGUAUACAGGUAUGUUGGAAUUUCAUGUAUCUCUCUAUGAAAAACUAUUCAAAGCAGCGGAGAUAAUGAAUAUACACAUUUUAACUAAACUACUUGAGGCACAAAAAAUUCCACAAAAAUCUGUGAGGCCAAAAUCUGAUCCUCCUCAAAUUAGGAAGCAGCAACCAAUAAAAUCACCUAGAUUAUUGGAACUUCCUACUCCUUCAUGUUCAUCAAGUAGGAAGAUGUGGAAACGAAAACCAGUUCAACAAAUUGGAUCUCCUGUUCCUACAACACACCCUACUUCUCAGUUACAAUUUGAUCAGAAAUGGUCUAAUGUUGUAUCUGAUCCAUUAGCAGAUAAUACUCCCAAACCUACAAGAUUUGAGUGGCCUGAUGACGAUUUGCCGAAUAUGGGUUUAUUAGAUACUACUUUUGAGGAUAUUUCAUAUACUAGCAAGCCUUUACUAACCAAAGAAGAGGAGGAAAAAAUUAAACCAUCGUUCGAUGAUCUUAGAAAUAAUGUUGAGCUUCCCAAAAAGAUGGUUACAAAACCCACAAGCAAUGAAGUUAAUUUAAAAGAAAUGGAAGAAUUUGCUAAAGAACAGAAAAUUCGAAAUGCCAUGUUCGAAGAAGUUGGAGAAUUUAAUGAUGUUGGACAAAAAAGAAAAAAUGAACCAAAUUCUCCUUUAAAAUUUGCAGCAAAAAAAAUUAAAACUAACAAUAAAGAAAAUAAAGAAACUACAAUAAGUGUAGAAACUGUAUCUACGACUGAUAUAGACCACACUAAAAUAGUUACAGAAAUAUUGAAAAAGUAUCCUGAUCUUGUGAAGAAAAAUAAAAACAUAAAAUUGAAAAUUAUGCCGGGAAAUAAAGAAACUAGUGAUAAUAAGAAGAUAACUGCUGUUGUUGAGCCUGCAAAAUUAUCACCACCAGCACAUAUGGAAGUAAAGAUACAGAAACAUCAAUAUCAAAAACAACCAGCAAAAAAACCCAAACUAAAACCAGUCGAAGAUGAAGAUGAGGGUCCUUGGGUAUGUAAAAAAUGCCUUGGUGUUAAUGGUGGAGUCCAUGAGUUUGUACUUUAUUAUCUCUAUCGCAAACAUAUGACUGAUGUUCAUGAUGAAGUCUUCGAUGCCCAAUUAUGUAAAUAUUGCGGACGUAGAUGUCGAACUCAUAAUUUGAUGGUGUAUCAUUUGUAUACAAAACAUACUUUAAAACCACCCUCUUCAUAUAACUUCCCUAAAUGUAACAAAUGCGCUUAUAUAGCCAUUUCACCUGCUAAACUUCUCAAACACAAAGAACUCCACGACGAAAAUGAAAUGCAAUGUCAAGAUUGUCAAUUGGCGUUUUUAUCGGCCCAAUACCUAGCCACGCACGUCAGAAUGACAGGACAUUAUAGUAAACCCGGCAAAGUUUGUUACGAUUGUCAGUAUUGCAUGAAAAAACUCCAAUCUGGUAUUGCUCUUUUUACACACGUUCGGAAAUGUCACAUAACCGAAGCCAAAAGAGAUGGUAUAGUUUGUCUAGAUGAAGUAGAAAAUCUUGAAGAUUUAGAAGACGAUGAAGAUGAUGAUGAUGAAACUGGGGAAUAUAUUAUUCGUGAAAAUAUCAAUGAAAAUAUGAUACAGAAAGACAAGGUGAAAAUAAUAUCGAACGUCAAAGUUUCCCACAAUCAACAAAACGCACAUGAUGGUCAACAAACUCAGUUGGUACCAAUUGAAACUAGUUCUGAAGCAGAAGCUUUAAAUAACGUGGUGUCUGGUAUAGGUACUGGAUUGAAUUUAGUGGACAUUGUGGUUUUAGAUGAAAAUCAACAGUACAUAUUGCAACAGGAUAGUCAAAACGAACAAGCUGAAUUUAUCAUUCCAGAUUUAGCACAUGGACAACCUUUCUCUGGACAGGUUAUCACCACACAGGAUAAUACCGUUAUCCAACAAAGUAUGAUUCAGAGUAGUACUGGGGAUAUUACUUCAACUGAUGAAUUGGUUAUGGUGUUGACUGAUCAUGAUUAUCCUGAUGGACAAGAAGGAGAGAAUCCAGAUAAUUCUAAUAUAGUUGUAUUGUACAGCCACCCUGUAGACGGACAGGAAGGACAGUUUAUUACAUCUCAGGGUAACUUAUUGGUGAAUUCACAAACAGGUAUGUUGGAGCUUAGGAAUUCUUCUGCCAUUGCCUCAACAACAUCGAGUCAAAUGAUUGUAACGAAUUCUAUAGAUACACCAAUCGAGUCUAUUGAAAUGAUACAGAGAGAAAUUGAUAAUCAUACAGAACUUAAGCAAGAACCUUACUAUGAGGAAGAGAGAAAAUCAAAUACUCGGUGUGAAAUAUCUAAUCCACCACAAAGUAACGUGCAAAAUAUCGAUACUAUUUCUGUUACUGAAAUUGAACAGUUACCGACAACAGAUAAACCUGCAACAGAAGAAGAAUCCACAAUAGUGGAAACAGAAAUACCCUGUCAAGAGUCAAUCGAAGAAGCACAAGAACAACAUCAAGAAGUUUGUGAAGAAAAAAAUACUGGAGACCAAGACCAAGUAGAUAGUACUCUAGAGGUGAGUACUGAAGAAUCUAUGGAAGUCAGUGAUGUGGAACAUAAAACAGCAGAAACUGAAUAUCACGAAGAAAGUAUGGAACAUGAACAAACUAUACUUCCUGAAAAUGAAACAAUUUCCGACACCCCACAAACAAUUGAAACACCUCAGGAAAGCGAAGAACAAGAUAACGGUUAUGAAGAAAACACUAAUGAUGAAGAGGUCGAUGUUCCUCCUGAAAAGUCUCUUAGUGAUGACAACAAUGAAGAAAUUUUCAAUGAUACAUCUAUUUCAGAUGAACCUUUAAAAUCCGACGAGGAAAAAGAGCAGUCAGAAGUGGAGUCGCAUGAUCAAGGCGAACCUAUGGAAGUGGAUGGACAAAUAGAGAAGCUCGAACAUAUUGAAAUUGUCCACCAAGAUGAUAAUAUAGAAUCUCCUCAAAAAAUACAAGCUGCAGACAAAGAAGUACAGGAAUCUACAAAUGAAGAUCUCGUUUUAGAACCUGGAGGUGACCAAGAGGAAAGUGUAAGAAAUCCUGAAGAAAAUGGACUAGAUGUACAAGAUAAUACGUCAACAGUCGAAGUUGAAGACACUGAACAUACUGAAAUUGAAAUGGAAGAAUCAGAGAAAGAAACUCAAAAUACAGAAGAAAUCUCACAGACCACACAAGAAAAUGGAACGAUUGCAGAACAAUCCCAAAUUGAUGACACAAAAACUAAAACUGAUGAAGAAUGUACAAUACCUUCUUCUCCCAAACCAGUCCACAGAAAGACAUCCACAGAUAUUAAUAAAACAAUUCUAGAUGAUUGGGAAGAUGAUACAGAUUCUCAACAAAGCGAAAAAGUUGCCGAAUGCGAAUCUUCAGAAUCGCAGGAUGUACAAGUUUCUAAUCAGGAAACUAUUCAGAGUGCUGUAGAUAACGUUAAUAAAUUAAUGGAUGAUUGGGAGGAGGAAGAUGAGGAAGAAAAAAAAGGUUAAUUUGAGGAAACAUUAUUUUCGUCCUGUUAUAAGGCGAGUCGUCAUAGUAGCUUGGGAGGAUUUUUUAUUUAUAAUCUUUUAUAUGAAAGGUCGUAUUUCAUAUAUUUUUUGCUUCAAUUAUACAUCCACAUAUUUUUAUGCUUUUUUUUGUGAUUAUGUAAAAAUUUUACUUUUUGAGUUGAUGUUUGAAAAAACAAAUAUUUUAUCAUGUAUACAUUACGCAUUUGUAUAGAAUAUACCUUUUCAUUAUUGUAUAUAGGAUUAUAUUAAAAUAAUAUGUAGUCCAAUUACUUUUUUUUUGUAAUAUAAAUGGAUAAACCAUGUGUGUAAUUUAUUUAA
Diorhabda sublineata is the source of this 4443-nucleotide messenger RNA. It is a transcript of the gene Cp190, whose product is annotated as centrosome-associated zinc finger protein CP190. NCBI's taxonomy places the organism in Eukaryota, Metazoa, Arthropoda, Insecta, Coleoptera, Chrysomelidae. The coding region runs from base 346 to 4104 and encodes 1252 amino acids. Gene Ontology annotation, cellular component: nucleus. The transcript is spliced from 17 exons. The record is from RefSeq and is a predicted model, not a curated record. Gene Ontology annotation, biological process: regulation of transcription by RNA polymerase II. Gene Ontology annotation, molecular function: DNA-binding transcription factor activity, RNA polymerase II-specific; protein binding; RNA polymerase II cis-regulatory region sequence-specific DNA binding.